GAGAGGGAGACAGAGAGAGGGAGGGAGAGGAGGAUCUAGGAGAGAGGAUGUAGGAGGUGCAUCACUCGGAGGUUCGGCAGCACUCUGGUCGGUUCUCUCGUCGGAAGCUUCAGCUACAUUCAGUCUCUGAGCGGUUGGCAGGCGUAGCAGAGCUCCCGCCCACACAGCACCACCGCCCACCUUCCCAGCAUGCCGCUGGCCUCUUACCACAGCCCUCUUCACCCUGACGGAGCUCUCUGUGAGAGGAGAAACACAGCGUUUAUAUUCACUGUCCAGAAGAGACUCGCUGAAGACAGGAGAGAGGGGAGACUGAGGCUACCUGCUCAGUCCUCUUUGGUUUUUGAGAAGAACUUCUGCACCAAUCAGCAGCCAGCAUGGACUUUGUGAUGAAGCAAGCUUUGGGUGGAGCCACCAAAGACAUGGGCAAGAUGCUGGGGGGGGAGGAGGAGAAGGACCCCGAUGCAUCCAAGAAGGAGGAGGAGCGGCAGGAGGCGCUGAGGCAGCAGGAGGAGGAGAGGAAGAGCAAGCACGCCCGCAUGGAGGCCGAGAGGGAGAAAGUACGGCAGACCAUCAGGGACAAGUACGGGCUGAAGAAGAAGGAGGAGAAGGAGGCGGAGGAGAAGGCGGCCAUGGAGCAGGCCUGUGAGGGCUCUCUGACGCGUCCUAAGAAGGCGAUUCCUCGAGGCUGCGGAGACGACGAGGACGAGGAGAGCAUCCUGGACACCGUCCUCAAGUUUCUGCCCGGACCUCUACAGGACAUGUUCAAGAAGUAAACCGUGACAGAGACGAAGGGGGUCCGGGUUAGGGUGUUUGUAAGGAGGCGGAGUUUCAGAGUAGAUUGGAGGGGGGGGGCUUCUCACUGCCUUUCUACAAAACCUUUACGUUCUUCUUUUCUACUCGACGACUGCGUCUCUCUUCUUUUUAUUUGACUCUUAGGACAUUUCUUACAGUUUAAUAAUACGUCUUCUGUCCUUUUUUCCUUUUUUCACACCUAGUGAGGUCAGACGUUCUGCUUGGUUUGGCCAUCACCUGUUGCCAGGCAAAGGGGACCAAUGGCGAGCAGCAAUCCUGCAGAUGGAGCAUGUUGUGUGUUUUCUACUUUUUAUGAACCUUCUGGUCUUUAUAUUGAAGUUUAAAUGAAUCAGCGUUUUGAGUUCUGGGACAUGUGCCUCCAUACAUCGUCCUCCUGCCAGAGGACAUGUCAAUGAGGGACAUUGGGUUGUUCAUCUGCAUGAAGACACACCAUGGGACACUUUUACCACACCAUGUCUCUGAUGUAAACUUGGCUCGUUGUCACAUUUAGAACGAUUUAAAAACAGACCUCCGUGUUACCUUCAGGGCCUCGAGCUUCACAGGAACUUUAGGUUUCAUUCUAGAUUUACUCGAGCUCUUUAGACGUGUCGAGGACUUUGGAUAUUCUCUCAAAUAUUUUUUAUUAGAUCAAGAUUUCAUCCAUUUGAGCAAACAAAGAGUCUUUUGAAUCCCAUUUUUAAAAGUAAAUCACUGUUUCUUUGUCCAGGAAUCAGGUAACUGAUGAUGAGUCAGCGUCCCUGUAGAGACAAUCAAAGCAUGGACCGCUGGAGGAGGCGGUACUUCCUGUCACACCCUCUCUGAUUGGUUAGAAGAGGGUUUAACUAAGUGUCUCUUAACUUAAACUAUUUAUUCUCAUUUUCUUCUCCACAUGAAUGCAAAUGUCAGACUUUUCUCUCGACUUCUUAAGGCUUCAGUUUUCCCUCGAUGGACGCUCAUCACCAUGGAGACCAAAGAAAUACCGGUGACAUCUUCACGUUUCUCGUCACGUAGACGAGUUUUAGUUUUUUGUUGUAUUGAGGUCUGCAGGAGGAACACGUGUGCAUGAAUCCCAAAGAGCACAAACUAAAAAUGAUCUUUUUCCCCUCAAAGUAGAAGAUGACGUCACUGAGGAGCUCAGCUGACCUCUGACCUAACAACACGUCGUCCUAAACACAUACAGCAGAGCACGAGGCUUCCACCAGUUUGUACCUUUAAGGAUUAAUAAGAUGAAAUGAAUCAUGAAUAGAAACAUGUUCCUUUGUUUCCUUAGACAAAGCCAUAUUAUUUAAAUCGCAAUAAUUACUUUAAAAAAAGACAAUAUUCCAUCGAAGAGUUUUACCGUCUCGUUUGUUUUAUGUAAAAAGAAAGAUUAGAAACAAAGAUAUCUGCAUAUCUGUUUGUAAGUCCUCACCAUACUUGUAUCUUUAAACGCGUAUACGAGUGUAUACACAAAGAAAUGUGUGUAGAAAAACUCUGUGUACUACAUGUGUACUGUGUGUUUCUACAUGUUGAUUCAUAUUCUUAUAACUAUUAAUGUGCACAGGCAGAGAAACGAUACUGAACACGUUCCUUUAAUAUUGAGCAAACGUUUGGUAGAGAAGAGACGAAGAACACGCACAGAAUCACGUGACGUUGAUCCAGAGAGACUUUAGUGGAUACACACACUGUCUCUGUACUACAAGUUAGUAGUAGUAGUAGUAGUAGUAGUAGUAGUACUGCGUUGACACAAGACAUGUGACAAAAUACAAAGUUCUGUUGCUUUGUGUCAAAUCUUUAGAUUUCAAACUGACGGUUUUUAAAAGUCAGUUUGAUGUAAAACAUUUUGGUUUCAUAUUUUUGUAUACAGUUAAAUUCUAAACCAUCAAUAUUCAACCCUGUCUCCUAAAAGUGACGUUCACGUACAACUCGACAGUUCACGAACAACUCGACAGUUCACGUACAACUCGACAGUUCACGUACAACUCAGGUUACGGUCGAGAUUUUAAACAGUUUGAAACAUAAAGUUAAUGUCGUCAAAUGACACUAAACUAAAACUCAAAUUAAGUUAAAUGAAACUAAAACUAAACUAAACUCAAAUGAAACUAAAUUAAACUAAACUACCUUCAUCAGUGUUUGUCAUUACAUGUUUGUUACUUUAUUAAAGUUAUGGAUGGAAAUUAGAAAAAGCUGAAUGUUGACAUUUGGUUUCACAUUUCCCUUGAAACAUUAUUCACAAUACAUUUUAAUGUUAUUUCAAUAUUAAACAUAAUCUGUUGCGAUCACGGUUGUAAAACAUCAAAUCUGAGACGAAGACUUCGACACUGAAACUUUAACACUUGAGUUCUUUAGAGGCGGAGCUCUACAAACAUUUUUUAUGCUGAUUUCUGUCUCAAUCACGGGAUACAGUUGCUUUGCUCGUCAUGUUGAAGUGAUGCGUCAGACAGGUUUAGUGCAGUUUGAGGAGAAUCACAUUGAUUCAUGUUAUUUAUCACAUGAACACAGUCUCACCUCCAUUAGGUUCCUUCUUGCCUUGGAUAGUAAAGAGUUAACAUGAAGCCAUUCAUCAUCCGAGUAGAACUCCAAGCCUCACGUCAUGUGACCUGCCUUUAAAAAGAAAGGGCUAUUACCGUAAGUCACCUGUGUGAGCUCACUGCUGUUUACUGUCGUUGUUUCACUUCCUUCUGGUGUCAUGAGUGUUUCAAACUCUAGAUAAAUCCUUAGUUUGAUCGACGGCGGUGGAGCAGCUUCUGACGUACACUGAAGUAGACGUGGCUGAAUGACAGUGUAGACAUUAAACAGAUACCUGAGUUUCAAACGUUUAAUAGUGAUGAGAGACAAGAUAAAGAGCUGAAACACGGGAUCAUCAGAGCAUCUUCUGUUGUCAGGAGCCCACAAACAUUCAUCCUGCCUCCCCCCUCCCCCCUCCCCCCUCCCAAAAACACAGCAGAGGUUGUCCAUUAGGUCUGGUGAUAUUUCACUAUGUAUUACAUCAACACACAGUGAUGUAUUGUGGCAGCGUGCAGCACACGUCUACGUCUUCAAUAGAACUUUAUGAAAUGCAAAGGGACGCUUGGAGACGGAGAAUGAAAAACUUUAAUUCUUUAAACUUUAUCGUCGCUCGUGACACGGCCGGACUGUUGAUCACUGUAAUGAUGUCAUAACGUUUGUCUUUCUGGUAACGUUUUCCACGUCUACACUUAUUGGAUCUUCUUAGAACUGCCCUGCUGAUUCCUGCCAGUAAACCUAGUUUUACGGAGUCGAGAAGCUCGUCUCGUCCACACGUUUACGUCCCUUUAGUGGAAGACGAGGUCUCGUCCUCACGUUUGCGUCCCUUUAGUGGAAGACGAGGUCUCGUUCGCACAAACUGUGAAGACAGACUCUUUAAAUACAUUCCAGUCUUUUUGGCAUUUGCACUAGAAUACGUUGAAAUGUUACACAAAAAUAAGUUCCUACUGCCAACGUACCUGUGUUGUGUUACUGUUUGCCAGCCUCUGAACGGUGAAGCUGAAAGGUACCAGCUGAGGUUCUGUACCCGGCAGCAUUCCCUUUAGUUCGGCCAUUUGUGCCAAACCAAUGCGAUGGCGAUAUUCACACGUUUGCAGACGAUGUGACGUUGUUCCCUGGAGACCUAAAGGUGACGCGUAAACCAGGAAAAGGAUUAAAAAGGGAUUAAGAACUGAAAAGGGAAUCCACUAAGAAAUGGAUUUUUCUUAAAGUUCCUCCAUUUGAAAUCGAGUCUCUUUUAUAAUUCAGGGUGCAGAGGGUAAGAAUGUAUGAAUAUGAGUUGUUGUGCUAUUUGAUCCUUAACUGCAUGUCGUGUCUCUAUGUGGAGCCGUCACUGUAAACGCUCUCAUCAGUGGACAUUAAAUGCAUCGCACUAAUAAAACAGGUUUAUAAAAA
Messenger RNA from Anarrhichthys ocellatus (wolf-eel), 4671 nucleotides. Its product is annotated as complexin-2. Gene Ontology annotation, biological process: neurotransmitter transport; synaptic vesicle exocytosis; regulation of neurotransmitter secretion. The coding region runs from base 375 to 773 and encodes 132 amino acids. Lineage: Eukaryota; Metazoa; Chordata; Actinopteri; Perciformes; Anarhichadidae. Gene Ontology annotation, molecular function: syntaxin binding. The record is from RefSeq and is a predicted model, not a curated record. Gene Ontology annotation, cellular component: SNARE complex; terminal bouton. The transcript is spliced from 5 exons.